Molecule: messenger RNA, 1917 nt
Organism: Durusdinium trenchii
Lineage: Eukaryota; Dinophyceae; Suessiales; Symbiodiniaceae
Source: the annotation of a GenBank genome assembly
AUGCCUCCUUUUCGCCUUGGCCUCAUUGCAGACAUUCAGUACGCCGAUUGUGAGGAUGGCACGGACUUUUCCGGCUCUGAGCGGCGUUACUUUCGGAAUUCCUUGAAGAUCACUGAGCGGGCUGUGGACUGCUGGAAUGCGGUUGGCGUCGAUGCAGUUGUUCAGCUGGGUGACAUCAUUGAUGGGUGCAACUCAAAACUGCAAGCAAGCGAGACGGCCCUAAAGAGGGUUCUGGAAGUGCUUUCAAGGAGUCCUGCACCCCGCUUCGACUUGGUGGGAAACCACGAACUUUACAAUUUGCCUCGAGACGCACUCGAACGUUGUGGCCUCCGCUGCGGUGAAGGACGGAGCUACUAUGCUGCUCACUUGGGUGACUUCUGGGAGGGAAUCUUCUUGGACCCCUUCGAAGUGGCGCUGAUCGGAGUGCCACAAGAUUCUCCUCAGUUUGUGGAAGCAACAGAGACGAUCAGAACUCACAAUCCGCAGGUGCUAACAGGGGCAAGAGAUUGGUUUACUGGCCUCCCAACGGAGAAGCACCGAUUUGUGCCUUAUAAUGGUGGAAUUUCUCAAACCCAGCUGAAGUGGUUGGAAUCCGCCGUACAAGCAGCAGAGGCUGACUCGCGGAAGGUGCUGAUUUUCCUUCACGUGCCGCUUUACGAGCCGGCCACCAAAGCCAAGACAGUGGUGUGGAACGCUGAGGAGAUUCUGCACAUUCUUCAUACCCAUCGUGACACCGUUGUCGCCGUCUUCGCUGGCCAUGACCAUGAUGGAGGCUAUGCAGUGGACGAAGCAGGACUUCAUCACAUCACCAUGAACUCUCCCUUGACCGCUGAGGGUGAUUGCUUUGCGGUCUUGGAGUGCUACGAGGGCUGGGCCCACUUCAAAGCUCAUGGACGCGCCUGUGUUGAAAGCAACACACUGGGCAGCGGACGAGCAUACCCUGAACUUAUCUUGGCAAAAGAUGCUGUGAACUCCACCAGCCCUUUGAGUGCCUCCAGCGAGGAUUCCUCCGUGUUGCAAGCGAUGGGCUUUGAUUCUGUGAAAGCUCAGGAGGCCUUGCAGGCGACUGGUAACCUGGAUGCGGCAGCUUGCGUGAAAGAGCUGGUCGAAAACUCCUUGGAUGCCAAAGCGACUCGCAUCGAGGUGAGACUUCGAGAUUCCGGUGCUGAGCUCCUAGAGGCGGUCCAAAAGGGCUCUGGUGACUUCUCGACCUUCGGCUUUCGCGGAGAGGCACUGAGCGCCAUCAGUGCCAUGGGGGACCUGACGAUCGCCACGAAGACGAAAGCUUCGGCCGCAUCACUGCUCUGCUACGACAGAUAUGGAAAGCUGGCAAGCACUUCGCCCAUUGCGCGGGAAGUGGGAACUACGGUGUCAGUGCGGGAGCUCUUUAAGCGCCUGCCUGUGCGGCACAAGGAGUUCAUGCGGAAUGCCAAGUCGCAGGUCAGCGCUACACUUCGACUCAUCCAGUCGUACGCCAUCGCACAACCACAGGUCCGCUUCAGCGUGAUUGCUGAGAAGCUGCGGGGUCCAAGCGCCGGAAAAGCCACACUGCUGUGCACAUCAGGUACUGCUUCUGACUGGCACCAGGCUGCUGCUGCCGUUCUUGGCGAUGCAGCCCUUUCCAAGACGCAGAAACUCAACAUCAGUGCAGGCCCUUGGCAAGUGGAAGGUUUGAUCUCUUCUCCAGUGGCCGGCCGCCGCUCUCGGGAUGCACAGCUUUUCUUUGUGAACGGCCGACCAAUCGAUGCUCCGAAGCGGGUCGCCAAACUCAUCAAUGACACCUACCAUCAGUACAAUUCCAGAGCUUGGCCUUUGGUGAUUUUGUCCUUCACAGCUCCACAGGGCAUGGUUGAUGUGAACGUCACACCAGACAAGAAGCAGGUUUUUUUGCACGAAGAGGAGACUCCGGGAGAAUAG